Molecule: messenger RNA, 2355 nt
Organism: Anopheles maculipalpis
Lineage: Eukaryota; Metazoa; Arthropoda; Insecta; Diptera; Culicidae
Gene: trbd
Product: ubiquitin thioesterase trabid
Exons: 5
Coding region: 7-2301 (764 amino acids)
Biological process (GO): positive regulation of Wnt signaling pathway; protein K29-linked deubiquitination; cytoskeleton organization
Cellular component (GO): cytoplasm; nucleus
Molecular function (GO): cysteine-type deubiquitinase activity; K63-linked polyubiquitin modification-dependent protein binding
Source: RefSeq, a predicted model, not a curated record
GCUAGUAUGUCGGGUUCGUCGUCUACGAACAAGCCAAACCAACAGCAUCCAGAACGGGAAACAGAACAGCAGCAAGAACAACAACAACAAUCAUCGCAACAACAGCAGCAAGAUGAAACACAACAACAGGAGCAACAUUGUUCCCAGCAGCAACCGAAAUGGGUGUGCGAAUACUGUACAUACGAGAACUAUCCAUUGUCCCUCAAAUGCAUCAUGUGUACAGGGCCCAAACCGCUGCUUAAGGAGGAUAUAUUUCGCCUAAGUCCAACACAACAGCUCAGUGCGACGAACCGAUCGAACCCAAAUCUAGCGAGCGGUGCGACUACGAUCACAACGGAACCGCUCGAUACCAAUCAGCGAUGGCCAUGUGCGUCCUGUACCUACCUGAACCUUCCCCACAGCAGGCGCUGUCUGCAGUGCGACACCAUACGAAAGGAAGAGCUGAUCACGAUCCAGCAACAACCACCGUCUCCAUCGAAAGUGAUAAGCGAUAGCAUAAGCGAGCAGCUAAAUGCGUUGAACAUUUGCCGCAGUGCCAGUCCCGGCGAUGAUGGUACCGUCUGCACAAGCGGAACUGCCGGCAAGCGUAACAAUCGCAACAAUUCACCGGCAUCGGGCGCAUCGUACGGUUCCACCUCAGGAUGUGCGAGUGAUGUAAAACACUCACCCUCUCCCGUGUCCUCGUCACCCGGCAAUACGAUGGGCCGAGCAGUGGCCAGCUCACCCGUCAACACGGGCAAAUGGUUCUGCUCGCUCUGUACGUACGAAAAUUGGCCCAAAUCGCUCAAAUGUUCGAUGUGCUUGCAUGCGCGUGAAACCGCCAGCAGUAAUAUGGGCAGCAAAAGUAGCAACCAGGCGGCCGCCAAACCAUCUCCCGAGCACGACGAGAACAGCGUUAACAACGUGGCCAGCAAUAUCAUGGUAAACAACAAGCGUAAUCAACAGUUUGUAGGUCAUGCCGAUUCGAUAAACAAUAUGGACGCGUGCAAGCAGGAACGCUACCUGCAGCUACUGCGCCGCCAACCCGAUUGGGACUGGCUGAAUGCGUGCGUCGGCAUAGCGGAAAACAAUAUUGGAGCGGUGGAAGCGUACCUGGAGUGUGGCGGCGAUCCAAGCCGAGCACUAACAUCGGCCGAAGCGUUUCUGAUCAGUCGCAACAAUUGUGCAUUUGAUGUGGGCCACACGCUGAUUCAUCUGGCGAUACGGUUUCAUCGGGACGAGAUGUUGCCACUGCUUUUGGCACAAAUUUCUGGCUCGGGUCCGGGCAUUAAGCGCGUACCGGCUUAUAUUGCACCGGAUCUUGCGAGUGACAUACGGCGCCAUUUUGCACAAUCGCUACGAAUACGGAAGGCUUCGUUCAACUGCCAGUUUGUGAAUGAACAUGCCACGUUUUCGCUGCCGGCCGAUAUCGAAGAGUUGCCGUUAGUGUUGCAGGAGCAGCUGUACGAGGAGCUGCUGGAUAAGGAUGCGCAAAAGCAACUAGAAAUGGCUCCACCAGCUUUGAAUUGGUCGCUGGAAAUUACUGAGCGGCUUGGUUCGCGGUUGAUGGUGCUGUGGAAUCGUAGCGCUGGCGAUUGUUUGCUCGAUUCCGUGAUGCAGGCUACCUGGGGUGUGUUUGACCGUGACAAUACUCUCCGUCGAGCGUUGGCCGAUAGCUUACACCAGUGCAGUCACAUAUUCUAUCCCCGCUGGAAGGAGAACGAACUUUUCCAGGCGGCUUUGCUCCAGUACACCGUCGGCGAGAUGCAGCUGGAGAAGGACUGGAACACGCUACUAUCGCUAGCUAGUCAUCCGGGCUCAUCGCUCGAGCAGCUGCACAUCUUUGCCCUCGCCCACAUCAUGCGCCGACCGAUCAUUGUGUACGGUGUAAAGUAUGUGAAAAGCUUUCGCGGAGAAGAUAUCGGAUUUGCCCGGUUCGAGGGUGUCUAUCUGCCGCUGCUGUGGGAGCAAAGCUUCUGCAUUACGUCGCCGAUCGCGCUCGGCUACACACGUGGACACUUUAGUGCGCUCGUGCCGACCGAACCGUACUCGCGGAUCGAUGCAACACGGGACGACCGGGAAGACAUUACCUUUUUGCCUCUGAUGGACUGUGAGCUGAAGCUGCUGCCGAUACAUUUUUUGACCAAAAACGAGAUUGGUCGCGAAGAGAUGUUACUCCGGCAGUGGUUGGAAGUGUGCGAAACGGAGGGAGGAUUGGUGGUCGCCCAGCAGAAGCUUCACAAACGUCCACUAUUAGUCGCUCAGCUGCUAGAAGAAUGGCUUAACCACUAUCGUAGGAUAGCGAUCUCGAGGCUGUUUUAAAAUAAUAAUCGUUCUAAUGUGCUAGCGUUCUACAAUAAUUGCGGAAACCGUGCC